Helicoverpa zea (corn earworm) is the source of this 1352-nucleotide messenger RNA. Its product is annotated as GPN-loop GTPase 1. The record is from RefSeq and is a predicted model, not a curated record. The coding region runs from base 119 to 1243 and encodes 374 amino acids. Gene Ontology annotation, molecular function: GTPase activity. The transcript is spliced from 9 exons. Lineage: Eukaryota; Metazoa; Arthropoda; Insecta; Lepidoptera; Noctuidae.
CUGUCAAUUUCAUGUCAAUUUCGCAUGUUUCAAUAUACGAAGCUCAGUAUUUUGAUAUAAUUUGUCUUGAAAUCCCUAUAUCAGAUCAGUGUUGAAACAACACAGUAAUUUAACAAACAUGUCUACAAGUGAACCUAAACCCGAAGCAAUGGAGGAAGACUCAAAGAAACCAAUAUGUUUGAUCAUUUUAGGCAUGGCUGGUGCCGGCAAGACUUCGUUCACGCGGCGGCUGUCUAAUAAGGUCGUGGAGGGCUCCAGACCUUACCUGAUUAACUUAGAUCCGGCGUGCAGAGAAGUACCUUAUCCUGCUAAUAUUGACAUCAGAGACACAGUGAACUACAAAGAAGUUAUGAAGCAAUAUGGCCUGGGUCCCAACGGAGGCAUAGUGACAGCUCUCAACUUGUUCUCAACAAAGUUCGGACAAGUUGUGGACCUUAUUGAGAAGGCUGGCAAGAAACAUAAGUACUGUAUUAUUGAUACUCCAGGUCAAAUAGAAGUGUUCACUUGGUCAGCCUCAGGCACAAUAGUUACAGAAGCACUAGCGUCAUCGUGCCCUACUGUAGUGGUUUAUGUAAUGGAUACUGUCCGCAGUGUGUCACCGGUCACGUUUAUGUCCAACAUGUUGUAUGCAUGCUCCAUAUUGUACAAGACAAGGCUGCCUUUCAUAGUUGUUAUGAAUAAGACCGAUGUAGUAGACAACUCUUACGCUGUGGAAUGGAUGCGGGACUUCGAGGCGUUCCAAGAAGCGUUAGACGCUGAAGGCGAGGGCGAGACGGAAGGCGGGAACACAUACAUUGGCAACUUGACUCGGUCUAUGGCGUUGGCACUUGAUACAUUCUACUCAGAUCUGCGAUGCUGUGGAGUUAGCGCUCAUACUGGUGAUGGUCUAGACGAAUUCUUUAAACUGGUACAUGAGGCAGCUGAAGAAUAUGAAAAGGAAUACAAAGCAGACUGGCUGAAGAUGCGUGCAGAAAAAUUAGAAGAGGAAAAACGAAAAGCAGAAGAAUUAAAGAAUAAAGGUCCCGACGAUACAGUGAUAGACAAGAAAAAGCUGAUAGAAGAGGUGUCAAGUGGUCGCGAGCUCAGCGACAUGUACCUCAAACAUCCAGCAAACGAGAGCUCUAGUGACGAGGAGGGCACGGAGAAUCAGCCUGAAGAAGAUGACAAACCAGCUGAUGUAGCGAUGUUCCAAGAGUUCAUCAGAAAACACGUAAAGCCCAACAACACUGGGAACAACACGUAAUUAUUAUUUUAAGAAUUAAUAUUCCUGUAAAUAUAGAUAAGAGUAUUUUUAUAUAAUUCCACUGGAUGCUUUAAAAAUUGCAAAAAAAUAAAACCAUUUUUUUUCUAAA